UGCUUUAAAUGCGUAUUUUGAAAUCCCAAAUAAAUUACAGAUCAUUUGAAGAAAUGCGGUAUCAAUUAUCUAUAGGUUUGCUUUUAUAAGAGACGAAAUUAACGUUAUUAUUCGGUCUACUCAUGAUUACGGCGUAACCUGGUCUAAACGUCGAGAUAAUUUCAGUAAAUUAUCAUAGUUUACCUAAAUGAUCGCGUUAUAUCCCAUCUCAUUAAAAUUUUAAUAAUAAACAGUUAAAAAAAUAACGUUAUUGUUAUUUCACAAAUAACUAACUCUUUAAAAUGCGUUGUUUUUCAUUCUUUUCUUGUGUAUAAGGUUGUCACACUGGUAUGCGACCGUCUAAACAGCUGUCAAUGUUAAAACCCCAAUGGUGAAAUAUGGGUGUAACAAGAAGAUUUCUGAAUUGGUACGGCAGGCUAGGGCCUAGUCAUGGGAAAACAUCUCCACCGUACGAGCAUGUCGUCCAAGUAGGAGACCCAACGUUACGUAAAGUUUCAGAAGUAGUGCCUGUUGAUAGAAUAAAAUCAAACGAUGUUCAGAAUGUUAUCAAGAAGCUACAAUAUGUGCUCAAUAAAUAUGGGAGUGUAGGAAUGUCUGCGCCGCAAAUUGGCGUUAAUAUGAGGAUAUUUGUAAUGCAGCACACACCUAAACAAAUAUCGUAUAAUUCUAAAGAAAUUAUCAAGUCUAGGGGAUUAAGUGCAGUACCGUUUACUGUGUUCAUUAAUCCUAAGUUGAAAGUAAUUGAUUAUAUAAAAGUGGUUCACACAGAAGGCUGUGAAAGCAUACAAGGUUAUUUGGCAGAUGUGCCAAGGUAUAGAGAGGUUGAAGUUACAGGCUACAACUCGGAAGGUGAGAGUACUUCUAGAAUAUUCAAAGACUGGGCAGCUAGAAUAGCUCAGCAUGAGAUAGACCACUUGGAUGGCAAGCUAUACAUUGAUAUAAUGGAUAGAAAGACAUUCACAUGCACAUGUUGGGAGGAAGUGAAUUUGUCAAAAGGAAAACUUGUUAUACCAUUUCAUCCUGAAUAAAAUAAUUUAAGAGUUUAA
Messenger RNA from Galleria mellonella (greater wax moth), 1046 nucleotides. RefSeq names its product peptide deformylase, mitochondrial-like. Gene Ontology annotation, molecular function: peptide deformylase activity. Bases 378 to 1028 code for a protein of 216 amino acids. Lineage: Eukaryota; Metazoa; Arthropoda; Insecta; Lepidoptera; Pyralidae. Gene Ontology annotation, biological process: peptidyl-methionine modification; N-terminal protein amino acid modification. Gene Ontology annotation, cellular component: mitochondrion. The transcript is spliced from 4 exons. The record is from RefSeq and is a predicted model, not a curated record.